CACAUAUCAAAUUUCAGCAUUGUCACGUACGUUUACAAAGUCUGGCAAAUUUCCCCGUUAUUUUCUAUAAUUUUGCUUAUCAUAGACGUCUUAUAAUUAAUUAAUCAUGUCGGGUGCAUUAUUUGGAAGUUCAGCUACCGGAGGUCGUCCAUCCAGCAAAAAUUUGGUGGAAUUUCGAGCUGGAAAAAUGGAACUGAAAGGAACGACUGUGACUUCCGACAAGAGAAAAGGCCUUGUCUACCUUCACCAGCCCGAUGAUACGCUCAUGCAUUUCUGCUGGAAAGACCGCACAUCUGGCACAGUAGUUGAUGAUCUGAUCAUAUUCCCAGAUGACUGCGAAUUCAAGCGUGUCCCACAAUGCACGACAGGAAGGGUGUACAUACUGAAGUUCAAGUCUUCUGCUCGCAAGUUCUUCUUUUGGAUGCAGGAGCCAAAGACGGAUAAGGAUGACGAGCUGUGUAAGAAGGUGAAUGAUGUGCUCAACAACCCACCUGCCCCUGGCUCCAGUGGCCUUGGAGGAGGGCGGGGCACUGGCGGUCUGCCGGCAGACUUGGGUGGACUGGGGUCUGCUCUGGGUGAAGGAGGUUUGCAGUCUAUGCUAGGUAACAUGGAUCAACAGCAGAUGAUGCAGCUCCUCAGUGGGGGAGGACUAGGGGGACUCAGCCCCCUUGGCUUGCAGAGUAUGUUGGGAGGGGCUAGAACUGGAGGUGCGUCAGAGUCAACACCAUCUAGAACCCAGUCCUCUGCUCGCCCUGCUACGUCUUCCAGCAGUAGUGUGACCCCUGCCACCACCCAAAGCUCUACUCCAGCAGCUAGGCCAUCUACCACCCCUGCUGCUGUUACUCCUGCUGCUGCUGCUGCUACCCCCACAUCUACUGCAUCUUCGGCUGCCGCUGCUGCUCCAGGUGCAUCUCCGGCCGCAGGGCAGCCGGCCAUUCAGCUGAGGGACUUGCAGAGCAUCCUCAGCUCCAUGAAUUUGCCAGGAGAAGCAGGAGCUGGACAACCAGCUGUUGACCUGAGCCAGCUGAUGACCUCAGAUGCCAUGACCCCGAUUCUAGCCAAUCAGGAGAUUCAAAAGAAGUUGAUUCCAUUCUUACCAGAGGGGGAGUCGCUACCCAAGGAUCCUGAGCAGCUACGAGCAACUCUCCAGUCCCCUCAGUUCCAACAGGCGUUGGGUAUGUUUACAGCAGCGUUCCAGUCUGGUCAGUUGGGUCCUCUCAUGGCACAGUUUGGUCUCAGCUCAGAAGCAACAGAUGCUGCUAACAGUGGAGACAUUGAGUCUUUCAGCAGGGCCCUACAAGGUGGUUCAAGCUCCAAGGACGACAAGAAAGACGACAAGAAAGACGGAGACGAUGAAGCCAUGAAUGUCGACUAGAUUCCACGUCUCAUUGUCUUAUCAAAUUAAGUCGUAGUGAAUUGUACUGAAACAGUCAGUAGUAAGAGCUUAUAUAGAAAA
Strongylocentrotus purpuratus (purple sea urchin) is the source of this 1456-nucleotide messenger RNA. It is a transcript of the gene adrm1, whose product is annotated as proteasomal ubiquitin receptor ADRM1. Gene Ontology annotation, cellular component: cytoplasm; proteasome regulatory particle, lid subcomplex; nucleus. Gene Ontology annotation, molecular function: proteasome binding; ubiquitin binding; endopeptidase activator activity. NCBI's taxonomy places the organism in Eukaryota, Metazoa, Echinodermata, Echinoidea, Camarodonta, Strongylocentrotidae. The transcript is spliced from 10 exons. Bases 107 to 1375 code for a protein of 422 amino acids. Gene Ontology annotation, biological process: ubiquitin-dependent protein catabolic process. The record is from RefSeq and is a predicted model, not a curated record.